Ambispora leptoticha is the source of this 336-nucleotide messenger RNA. The record is from the annotation of a GenBank genome assembly. Lineage: Eukaryota; Fungi; Glomeromycota; Glomeromycetes; Archaeosporales; Ambisporaceae.
AUGGCAACUACCUUGACGACUCUUACCACGAUUGUCACCACCGUUCCUGCCACUACUGAAACUCAAAGUGUUAUAACUACUAUAGUUCCCACUGCAACUGUUACAGUUACAUCAUUUACCUCGUUGUCGUCAACCACCCGAUACGAGACGAUCACUGAAACCACUACAUCUCCAACCACCACCGAAACCUCAACUACUACUUCAACAACCCAGACUUCUGCCAUUCCAUCUCCAACUCCUACCGGUGCCGCUGUUCCAUUGCAUUCCAUAGCCGUUUUGAAGAUUAUGAGCGGAUGUUUGGCAGCUAUUGCUGCAGGAUUCUUCUUGUUGGGAUGA